AUGGAUUCGGACCCUCCUGCAACGGAGUCCUUGUCCGAACUAGGGGGUAUUCGCGGUCUCAUGGCUGGCAGUAUGUCGUCACAACCGCGUCAGGACGUCGAUGGUCAUCCGCCUCCUCCAGUCACUCAGCUCAGCGAGCAGGAAACUGCAUCUGCAGGAUACUGGUAUGCAAAAUCUCAAGUUCUGGAGCUUCAUCACUUGAACGGAUUUCCAGUUUUCCAAACGGAAGUGACCCAUUUUAUGACAUUAAGUUUCAAUUUUUUUUAUUUUCGCGUUCUUCCAGACUGA
Molecule: messenger RNA, 288 nt
Organism: Cooperia oncophora
Lineage: Eukaryota; Metazoa; Nematoda; Chromadorea; Rhabditida; Trichostrongylidae
Source: the annotation of a GenBank genome assembly